This is a messenger RNA of Saimiri boliviensis boliviensis (Bolivian squirrel monkey), 2291 nucleotides long. It is a transcript of the gene ALG12, whose product is annotated as ALG12 alpha-1,6-mannosyltransferase. Gene Ontology annotation, biological process: protein N-linked glycosylation. Gene Ontology annotation, cellular component: endoplasmic reticulum membrane. The record is from RefSeq and is a predicted model, not a curated record. Lineage: Eukaryota; Metazoa; Chordata; Mammalia; Primates; Cebidae. Gene Ontology annotation, molecular function: alpha-1,6-mannosyltransferase activity.
GCGGCCACAGCGGCCGGGGCUGUGGUGGCCAAGUUAAAUUCGGGCAAGGGCUUCGCUCUGUUCUCUUUUCGCCGUCCCGCUUCCUGCCGAGGCCGCGCUCCCAAGGACGCCGCCGGGAGCUGCGGAGCACACUUGGAGUGGCAGUGCUGACAGCUGCUGUCUCGCACCCUUGAUUCUGUGAAGGUGCAUGAAGUUGUAAGCCCCAAAUGGCUGGAAAGAGGUCAUCAGGCAGGCGGCCCCUGCUGCUGGGGCUGCUGUUGGCCAUAGCCGCUAUCCAUCUGGUCACCUGUCCCUACACCAAAGUAGAGGAGAGCUUCGCCCUGCAGGCCACGCAUGACCUGCUCUACUACCGGCAGGCCCUGGGGCAGUACGACCAUCUCGAGUUCCCUGGGGUCGUCCCCAGGACCUUCCUCGGUCCAGUGGUGAUUGCCAUGUUGUCCAGUCCUGCAGUUUACGUGCUUUCGCUGUUGGAGACGUCCAAGUUUUACUCUCAGCUAAUAGUUAGAGGAGUGCUUGGACUUGGUGUGAUUUUUGGACUCUGGACAUUACAAAAGGAAGUGAGACGGCAGUUUGGGGCCGUGGUAGCCACCAUGUUCUGCUGGGUGACGGCCUUGCAGUUCCACCUGAUGUUCUACUGCACACGGACACUGCCCAACGUGCUGGUCCUGCCCGUGGUCCUGCUGGCCCUCUCAGCCUGGCUGGGGCAUGAGUGGGCCCGCUUCAUCUGGCUGUCGGCCUUCGCCAUCAUCGUGUUCAGGGCAGAGCUGUGCCUGUUCAUGGGCCUCCUGCUGCUGCUGGCUUUGGGCAGCCGAAAGGUUUCUGUGGUCAGAGCCUUUCGCCACGCCAUCCCAGCGGGGGUCCUCUGUUUAGGGCUGACAGUCGCUGUGGACUCUUAUUUUUGGCGGCAGCUCACGUGGCCAGAAGGAAAAGUGCUUUGGUACAACACCGUCCUGAACAAAAGCUCCAACUGGGGGACCUCCCCGCUGCUGUGGUACUUCUACUCAGCCCUGCCUCGCGGCCUGGGCUGCAGCCUGCUCUUCGUCCCACUGGGAUUGAUGGACAGAAGGAUGCACGCGUUGACAGUGGGGGCUCUCGGCUUUGUGGCAGUGUACUCCCUCCUGCCUCACAAGGAGCUGCGCUUCAUCAUCUACGCCUUCCCCGCACUCAACGUCACGGCCGCCAGAGGCUGCUCCUACCUGCUGAAUAACUAUAAAAAGUCUUGGCUGUACAAAGCGGGGUCUCUGCUUGUGAUCGGACAUCUCCUGGUGAAUGCUGCCUACUCGGCCACCGCCCUGUAUGUGUCCCAUUUCAACUACCCGGGCGGCGUGGCGAUGCAGAGGCUACACCAGCUGGUGCCCCCCCAGACAGACGUCCUUCUGCACAUUGACGUGGCAGCUGCCCAGACAGGUGUGUCUCGGUUUCUCCAAGUCAACAGCGCCUGGAGGUACGACAAGAGGGAGGACCUGCAGCCGGGGGCAGGCAUGCUGGCAUACACGCACAUCCUCAUGGAGGCGGCCCCUGACCUCCUGGCCCUCUACAGGGACACGCACCGGGUCCUGGCCAGUGUUGAAGGCACCACAGGUGUGAGUCUGAACCUGACCCAGCUGCCCCCCUUCAACGUCCACCUGCAGACAAAGCUGGUGCUUCUGGAGAGGCUCCCCCAGCCAUCCUGAGGGGCACUGGGCAGCCCUCAGCAGCCACAGGCCCUCCCGGAGCUGCUGUCGCUGCCAGUUUCCGCACAGUUGUGAUAAUUCAGAGAAGCAAGUGAAAGCACUGUGCACAUGGCUCCGACAGACACCAGAGCAGGUCCAGGGCCUCCUCUGUGGCCUCACCUGGGGCUGGCAGCACCAGAGAAUGAGGGGCCCAGGUCUUGUUGGCACCCUGGGAGCUACUGCCCAGGGUGAUGGUGGCCUGCUCAGGCCUUCCUGUGGAUGGGCAGGGUGGGUGACACAGUUGUCUGGCAUCCAGACCAAGUGCCAUGCAUGACUAAUCGGGAGCAGCAGGCCCGCCCGGGCACCUGUCUGUGAGGCUACAUGUGUCCUGGCCUCCCAGGGGGAUCUGCAUUUUGGCAGCACCCUGCACCUGCUGCCCGAGGGUCUCUAGGGGCAUCUGAGACAGCACCCCAUCUCGGGAGACCAUGGUGGCCCCUGCCGCCCCCCAUCCGCCACCGUCCCUGCAAUUGGUGUAUUCGCAGCAUCCCAUCUCCAUCACAGAUGAAAUUUUAGGAGAUAAACACGUUCAAAAAGGAAUGAGAUAAAAAGAAUAAGGCAAUAAAAUGUUGAUUGGAACCU